This is a messenger RNA of Epithele typhae, 264 nucleotides long. RefSeq lists its product as uncharacterized. NCBI's taxonomy places the organism in Eukaryota, Fungi, Basidiomycota, Agaricomycetes, Polyporales, Epitheliaceae. The annotation marks the transcript as partial. The transcript has a single exon. The record is from RefSeq and is a predicted model, not a curated record.
UGCAACGUCGCGCUCGACGACCUCUCCCACCCGGGCGUGCGCCGGCACUUCCGGACGCACCACGCCGACGCGGGCGCGCGCGGCACGCAGAGCGAGUGCCGCUGGGGCCCGUGCCGCGCGGAGAAGAUGCUGUUCGAGAACAUCCCGAAGCACAUCGCGGAGUGCCACCUGAAGAGCAUGAAGGAGCACUGCGAGCACUGCGGGAACGCGUUCGCGCGCCGGGACACGCUCCGGCGGCACAUGAACACGGGUUGCCCCGUGCUC